UGGUCGGCGUCCUCACCAGCUGUGUAUGGAGUUUUUGUGGGAUGUGUGAUAACCCAUGCAAUUGUGGCCACAUUCGUUCAAAUAUCAUGCACAGAAUCCAAACUGGUGUCAUCAUGGCCAAAUUCACACUGGUCAUAGCCACCAUAAUUGCCUUGCCGGUUGGGAAAUCCAGAACUGCACAGGGAUUGAAUUCUGGAAGCUAUGUGUUUACUCAUGAGGAAAAUCUCUCAGCUUGGCCUACUGGUUGGGCCUUGAUGCUUGCGGGCUACCCCCAAUAUGGACAAUUGGAGAGAUGGAUUCAUAUGCUCAUAUGAGUGAGAAGGCAAGCAAUGCAGCAAAAGCAGUUCCUUGUGGCAUUCUGGGAUCUAUUUCUCAGAAGCAUGUUGGAUCUUUGAGUUUAUCACAGUUUGUGUGAUAGUGACUUCAAUGAAUCAGGAGAUUAGAGCCUAGAUGGACACUCCUUUGAGUAGCCGAUGGCUUAGGUCUGUGCUGCUGUUGAUUCAUAAUGCUCUAGGAAAGACCGCUCUUGGCUUCAUGGUGGUUUUGACAUCCCUUCAGUAUUGGAUGGGUUUGAGCUUGGUAAGGCCAUGCAAUUCAAAUCAAAUAUAGGUAGCUUCUGUAGAAUUGAUAGCUUGUGGCUGCAUCACGGCAAAGUUGGGCCUUCGCCCGAGACCGUGCACUUCCUUUUUCCAACUCUUUUAGAAAGCUUCAGACGCAAAGCAGCUUGCGUUUCCAACCAAUACGAACAGUCUGGGAUGUGCAUUCACAGCUAUCAUCC
Blastomyces gilchristii SLH14081 is the source of this 778-nucleotide messenger RNA. RefSeq names its product GABA permease. The transcript has a single exon. NCBI's taxonomy places the organism in Eukaryota, Fungi, Ascomycota, Eurotiomycetes, Onygenales, Ajellomycetaceae. The record is from RefSeq and is a predicted model, not a curated record. Bases 42 to 314 code for a protein of 90 amino acids.